Molecule: messenger RNA, 560 nt
Organism: Paramecium sonneborni
Lineage: Eukaryota; Ciliophora; Oligohymenophorea; Peniculida; Parameciidae
Source: the annotation of a GenBank genome assembly
AUGUAAAGAGAAUAGGCAGUUUAAAUAGCAGGAUAGUUAUAUGAUUAUUAUACAAAAAAAGGAAGUUUGGAUAGUAAGUAUGUUUAAUAUUUUGGAUAGUUUAAUCGAUGAUGGUAAAUAAUUAUAAGAUGAUGGGAAAAUAAUAUCAGAUAUAAUAAGAAGAUGUAGAAGAAUAUAAGCAAGUGAUUGGAACUGGAUAAAAGAAAGAUUUCGAAUAAUUAUGUAUAAGAUAUUUUUGCAGUGCAAUUCCAAUAGUGAGUAUUUAAAAGAAACCAAAAUACUCAAAAAUAGUUAAUGAGAGAUUAGAAUUAGCAAGAAAAAUAUUCCGUAAAUUUGAUUCAGAUAACUCUGGUUCCAUUACAUCAGAUGAAGUACGAGGAUUGUUAAUUGAGACAUAUAAAUAGGUUGGAAUAAACAAUUAUUAACCAACAGAAUAAGAUUUGAAAGAAUGGAUGAAUAUGACAGAUACAAAUGGAGAUGGAUUAAUAAGUAUAGAAGAAUUUGAGGAUUUGGUAAUUCGAAGUUUACAAAGUUCUGGAUUAGAAAUAUAUUAGAAAUGA